This is a messenger RNA of Conger conger (European conger), 2272 nucleotides long. RefSeq names its product acyl-CoA synthetase medium chain family member 3 (gene acsm3). Gene Ontology annotation, biological process: acyl-CoA metabolic process; fatty acid biosynthetic process. Lineage: Eukaryota; Metazoa; Chordata; Actinopteri; Anguilliformes; Congridae. The transcript is spliced from 14 exons. The record is from RefSeq and is a predicted model, not a curated record. Gene Ontology annotation, molecular function: fatty-acyl-CoA synthase activity; fatty acid ligase activity. The coding region runs from base 141 to 1916 and encodes 591 amino acids. Gene Ontology annotation, cellular component: mitochondrial matrix.
AUUUCAGUUCAAUGGGUGGGAUCCUAUUUUUUUCCUCCUACCGUCUAGGGUGGGUUUCCAAUGCAAAUGCAGUUCAAAACAAGCUAGGACAGGAUUAGUAAUUCUUGCCAUGCUACAGAAACCAGCGCAGCCAAAAGAGGAUGAUGAGGUUUAAGUGCAUAACGGGAGCACUCUCUUUGCGUCUUGGUUUGCAAAUACAGAGAAAGGACAUUUUAUGCAGUACAGGGGCAUGGUAUCAGGUCCAAAGACACAAGACAUGCUUUCCAAACAACUUUAAAGACUAUGAAGGCCUCAGACAACUGUACAACCCAGAAGUCCCCAACUAUUUUAAUUUUGCCAAGGAUGUGCUGGAUAAGUGGGCGGAGAAGGAGAAGCAUGGAGAAAAAUCACCAAACCCUGCUCUGUGGUGGGUAAAUGGCCAAAGGAAUGAGAUCAAAUGGACCUUUGAAGAACUUGCAUUCCAUUCAAGAAGAGUAGCCAAUGUUCUAUCAGGGCCCUGCAAGCUCCAGAUGGGAGACAGAGUGCUCUUAAUCCUACCCAGAAUCCCAGAGUGGUGGUUGGUAAAUGUGGCAUGCCUGAGAACAGGUAUGGUACUGAUCCCUGGGACCACUCAACUGACAGCCAGGGAUAUCCUCUACAGACUACAUGCCUCCAAGGCCAAGUGCGUCAUAACAGAUGAAUCUCUGGCUCCUGUACUGGAUACUGUGGCUCCUAAAUGCUCUUCUCUCAGAACAAAACUUCUUGUGUCAGACAGGAAGAGAGAAGGGUGGAUGAACUUUGGUGAGCUUUCAAGGACAGCAUCCAGUGACCAUGUCUGUGUAGAAACUAAAAGUGAAGACCCAAUGGCAAUCUUCUUCACCAGUGGUACUACAGGUUCUCCAAAAAUGGCUGAACAAAGCCAUUGCAGCUUUGGGAUUGGGUUGACUGUCAAUGGCAGGUACUGGCUGGAUUUGACAGAGCGAGAUGUGUUUUGGAACACCUCAGACACAGGCUGGGCCAAGACUGCCUGGAGCAGUGUCUUUGCUGCCUGGAUACAGGGAGCAUGCGUGUUUGUGCAUCAGAUGCCACGGUUUGAGACCACCACAGUGCUUGAGACACUGUGCAUUUAUCCCAUUUCAACCUUCUGUGCAACCCCAACAAUAUACAGAAUGCUAAUACAAGAAGAUCUCUCUCGGUACAAGUUUCAAAACUUGCAGCACUGUUUGUCUGCAGGAGAGCCCAUUAAUCCUGAAGUGAUUCAAAAAUGGGAAAGUAACACAGGACUAAAUAUCUAUGAAGGAUAUGGCCAGACUGAAACUGUUUUGAUUGCUGGCACAUUUAAAGGGAUGAAAAUCAAACCUGGGUCAUUUGGAAAGCCAUCUCCUACGUAUGAUGUACAGGUUGUGGACGAUGCUGGGGAUGUGAUGCCUCGCGGAUCUGAGGGAAACCUGGCCAUCAGAGUGAAACCUCACAAGCCCUUCUGUCUCUUUUCUGGAUACACUGAUGAUCCGGAGCGAACAGCACGGUGCUACAGAGGGGAUUUCUAUCUGACGGGAGAUCUGGGAAUAAUGGAUGAGGAUGGCUACCUUUGGUUUGUGGGUCGAACAGAUGAUGUCAUUCUAUCAUCUGGGUAUCGUAUUGGUCCUUUUGAAAUUGAAAAUGCAUUGAUUGAACACGAAGCUGUGGCAGAAUCCGCUGUGGUCAGCAGUCCUGACACCAUCCGGGGAGAGAUCGUAAAGGCUUUUAUUGUGCUGAAACCUGAAUUCAAGUUGCACAGCCAAAAUGAACUCAUAACUCAACUGCAGAAUCAUGUGAAGAAAUUAACAGCUCCAUACAAAUAUCCACGCAAGAUUGAAUUUGUCCAACAACUGCCCAAGACUUUGAGUGGCAAAAUAAAAAGAGCUGAACUACGGAACAAAGAGUGGGGAAUACCGUGAAGUGGGAGCACUGAUGUUUUAACGAGAACUAGCUCACCCUGGGCUCCUGAGUGCAACAUCUGGUUAAGGCAUUUGCAUGUACAGUGUAAGGGAAAUUUUCUUAAUUGACAAUGUGUGUUUUAUUCUUAUUUUUCUCUUCAUGACAAGGCAAGAAUCAUCUGUGACUUGAUUUGAGCUCAACUCAGAUUUAGCCAUGUAUCCCUUUACCUGUAUGACUUUUGAUUAAUGACUUAACUUUUUCUAUACAGUUCAACUUUGUUUGUGUGUGUAAUACACUGGCUGCUACAGGCAGGUUAUGGUGUGUGAUUGUAAAUAAGUGGCAUAACUAUGCAAUAAAUGAUUUGCUUGUUUAGCUA